Elaeis guineensis (African oil palm) is the source of this 892-nucleotide messenger RNA. RefSeq names its product auxin-responsive protein SAUR50. Gene Ontology annotation, biological process: response to auxin. Lineage: Eukaryota; Viridiplantae; Streptophyta; Magnoliopsida; Arecales; Arecaceae. The record is from RefSeq and is a predicted model, not a curated record.
UCGCCGCUAUACGCCAUCCUUCUUCUCAAAAUCAUUUCUUUCUUUCUCCUCAUCCCAUCUAUCCCUCUCCAUCGUCCAAAAGAGAGAAAAAGGAAAGAGCGAGCGACUUUCUUCUACAUUAUAUAUUAUAUCUACCGUAAUAAUAGUUUUCUUUCUCCGUUUUAUGUUUUUUUGUUUAAAAAAAAUGGCGACGGCCAUCAAGAAGGUGGAGAAGAUCCGGCAGAUCGUGCAGCUGAAGCACGUGAUGAAGCGGUGGCGGGCUCUCAGCCUCCGUGGCGGCGGGGGAGGGCGGCGCUCCUCUCAAUCCGAGUGGGAGUCCGGCUCGAACCGGCCGGUCCGGGCCGGCUUCGUGGCGGUGUACGUGGGCCCGGAGCGGCGGCGGUUCGUGAUCCCGACUCGGUUCCUGAACCUGCCGGUGUUGGCAUCGCUGCUGGAACGGGCAGAGGAGGAGUACGGCUUCCAGCCGACCGGCGGUCUUGCGCUUCCAUGCGACCCGGCUUUUUUCCAGUGGGUCGUCGACGCACUCGACCGGGAAGAGGACCGGUUCAAGGGUCUUGACCUCGACGCCUUCCUCCGUCUCUUCGCCGACCGCACCUCUUCCUCCCCCUGUAGGGACUCCUCCUACAGUGGCUUCACUCCUCUUUUAUCCAAGACUAACGUUUGAUCGGGCGCUUUUUGCCCUUUCUUUUGUUUUUUCUGAAGUAGUUUCGGUCCUCGAGGAUUUUUAGUUUUUAACCUCUUUUUCUAAACUCUUUAUGUACAAAGAAAUGGUGAUGCAAUCUGGGGGACAAGGGAGAAUGUGAUGUCUUCGAUGCAUCCGUCCAUAUUCAUGUUUCCAUGCAUGAGAUCCCAGUGUCUCCUUUUUAACGUUAAUUUUAAGCUCGUUUGAUCC